UGUAGGAAAGUUAUAGAGUUCACAAACUAUGGGAUAGAUCUGAAUAUUGAUCAAAUGUCAGAAUAGUACAGAUAUCCCCCAAAUGUCAGGACGGUACAAAUAUCCCCCAAAUGUCAGGACAGGACAGAUAUCCCCCAAAUGUCAGCACAGGACAGAUAUCCCCCAAAUGUCAGGACGGUACAGAUACCCCCAAAUGUCAGGACGGAACAGAUAUCCCCCAAAUGUCAGGACGGUACAGAUAUCCCCCAAAUGUCAGGACGGUACAGAUAUCCCCCAAAUGUCAGGACGGUACAGAUAUCCCCCAAAGGUC
Staurois parvus is the source of this 310-nucleotide messenger RNA. The record is from the annotation of a GenBank genome assembly. Lineage: Eukaryota; Metazoa; Chordata; Amphibia; Anura; Ranidae.